Pyricularia pennisetigena is the source of this 696-nucleotide messenger RNA. RefSeq lists its product as uncharacterized. Gene Ontology annotation, molecular function: hydrolase activity, hydrolyzing O-glycosyl compounds. Bases 1 to 696 code for a protein of 231 amino acids. Gene Ontology annotation, biological process: xylan catabolic process. Lineage: Eukaryota; Fungi; Ascomycota; Sordariomycetes; Magnaporthales; Pyriculariaceae. The transcript has 2 exons. The record is from RefSeq and is a predicted model, not a curated record.
AUGGUCUCCUUCACCACCCUCCUCGUCGCCGCCACGGCCGCCCUCGUCUCGGCCAACCCGGUCCCGCCCUCCAUUGACGAGAUGCGCGAGAUUUACAUGAAGUCGCGCGAUCUCCAGGCCCGCGGCGGCACGCCCAGCGCCACGGGGACUCACGACGGCUUCUACUACUCCUGGUGGACCGACAACAACGCCCAGGCCACGUACACCAACAACGCCGGAGGGAGCUACAGCAUUACGUGGUCGGGCAACGGCAACCUCGUGGGAGGCAAGGGAUGGAACCCUGGAAGUGCUCGCAACGUCACCUACUCCGCCGACUACCGCCCGAACGGCAACUCGUACCUGUCCGUCUACGGCUGGACGCGCAACCCGCUCGUCGAGUACUACGUGGUGGAGAACUUUGGCACGUACGACCCGUCGUCGCAGGCGUCGCGCAAGGGCACCAUCAACGUCGACGGCGCCACGUACCAGGUCGCCCAGUCGACGCGCACCAACCAGCCGUCCAUCGACGGCACCCGCACCUUUCAGCAGUACUGGUCCGUCCGCCAGCAGAAGCGGUCCUCGGGCACCGUCGACAUGAAGAAGCACUUUGACGCCUGGGCCUCCAUGGGCAUGAAGCUCGGCACCCACGACUACCAGAUCGUCGCCACCGAGGGCUACUUUAGCAGCGGCUCCUCGACCGUCACCAUCCAGCGGUAG